UGUCAUUGUGUAUUUCUUUGAAACCUCACCACCUUCUCUUACCAUAAUUCCAUUUCCACCUCCACUUUCUCUCCAUUAAUAUACUACUGGUCUCUGGUAAUACCUUUUCUUCGAGUGAUCGAUUUCAAUGGUGGAUGUUGAAAUACCAGAGUACUUCAUAUGUCCCAUAUCGCUUAUGAUCAUGAAAGACCCGGUAACGGUGGCUACCGGCAUCACCUACGACCGAGAAAGCAUCGAGCAGUGGUUUUUGACGACCAACGAGAUGUCGUGUCCGGUGACCAAGCAGCUCUUGCCAAGUGACAACAGCAACGACUCUAUGACGCCCAAUCACACCCUACGCCGGCUGAUCCAGCAGUGGUGCACUGUCAACGCCGUUAACGGCGUGGACCGAAUUCCGACGCCGAAAUUUCCUCUGAACAAGAUCUACGCCGUUAAGCUGGUCAGGGAUCUUGGGGUCCCUCAUUUGCAGCAAGCCGCGUUGAAGAAAAUGGAUGCACUUGCAACGGAGAAUGAGAGGAACAGGAGAUCGAUGGCUGAAGCAGGUGUGGGAAAGGCUUUGAUAUUGUUAAUUGUGACAUGUUUCAAGGAAGGUAAAACAACCGGUCUUUUAGAAGCUUUGAGAGUUCUUCAUCAUGUUUGGAGUGUAGAUGAGGAAACCAAGGUUUCUGUAAUCGGAAACAACGACUUUCUGGAAUCUUUGACAUGGGUUCUAGGGUUUGAUCAUGAGACUGGUCAUAACCAUAUGCUACUCCUGAAAACAGAAGCGAUACUAGUAUUGAAAAUGACGAUACCAGUCAUCAAUACAGCACAGCUCGAGCGGUUAAAGCUGGAAUUCUUCAUGAAUAUUUCAAGGCUACUAUUGGAGAAGAAGAUCUCACAGCAAGCUGUCAAAUCUGCACUGCAUGUGCUGGUAGAAGCAUGCCCAUGGGCAAGAAACAGAAUGAAAAUAGUCGAAUCCGGUGCAAUCUUCCAGCUCAUUGAACUCGAAUUACUCAAACCAGAAAAGCACGUCACCGAGCUGAUCUUUAAUUUAUUGGCGAAUUUAUGUUGCUGUGCUGAUGGGAGAGCUCAGUUCCUAAAGCAUGGCGGCAGCAUAGCAAUGGUGUCUAAGAGAAUCCUUAGGGUUUCGCCUGCCACAGAUGAUCUGGCCGUUCAGAUACUUUCAUCGAUCUCAAAGUUCUCGGCGACACAUGAAGUUGUUCUAGAGAUGCUGUUGGUUGGAGCUGUGUCAAAGCUUUGCAUGGUAAUGCAAGCAGAUUGUCCAGCCUAUUUGAAGAAAAAGGUUAGAGGGAUCUUACGGUUGCACUCUAAUGUGUGGAACAAUUCACCUUGUAUUGCCGUAUAUCUUUUAACAAGACCUAGGUAACAUUUGCAUGAGAUAUAUAUAUUGAACCAGAAUACAUUCUUGAGAUUAUUUUCCAGUCCUCUGUGUGUGUGUAUUCAUAAAUUUUGUUGGGAAAUUAUAUUUAACACACCUUAUCAUGUAUUCUACUAUGUUUAUGUGAGUGUAUUAAAUAAUACUAGCUUUCUUCAUACAUGCUCCUGUAUAUGUAAUACUUCUUUUUUUUUUAAGAAAAUUAAAAAAAUAAAAUGAG
Molecule: messenger RNA, 1595 nt
Organism: Rosa rugosa (rugosa rose)
Lineage: Eukaryota; Viridiplantae; Streptophyta; Magnoliopsida; Rosales; Rosaceae
Product: E3 ubiquitin-protein ligase PUB23-like
Exons: 1
Coding region: 128-1366 (412 amino acids)
Biological process (GO): protein ubiquitination
Molecular function (GO): ubiquitin protein ligase activity
Source: RefSeq, a predicted model, not a curated record